Molecule: messenger RNA, 636 nt
Organism: Penicillium odoratum
Lineage: Eukaryota; Fungi; Ascomycota; Eurotiomycetes; Eurotiales; Aspergillaceae
Product: nucleoside deaminase
Exons: 4
Coding region: 1-636 (211 amino acids)
Biological process (GO): tRNA wobble adenosine to inosine editing
Cellular component (GO): cytoplasm; nucleus
Molecular function (GO): tRNA-specific adenosine-34 deaminase activity; zinc ion binding
Source: RefSeq, a predicted model, not a curated record
AUGGAUCUAUCUACUGAGCAACCUCCUCACACCUCGCCUGUGGCGGAGGAUUCACGACACGCCUAUUUCAUGAAGCAGGCUUUGUUGAUGGUGAGUGGCCAGCUUCUGAUCGUCAACCCCGAUACUAAAUUAAGGAAAUAUCAGGGCGAAAAGGCACUGCAGUCCGGAGAGACCCCUGUGGGAUGUGUUCUGGUUUACAACGAUCAGAUCGUGGGAUAUGGAAUGAAUGACACAAAUCGGUCAAUGAAUGGAACUCGUCAUGCCGAAUUUCUUGCUAUCUCAGAGGUUCUGCAGAAGUAUCCCAAAUCGAUUCUUCAAUCUACGGAUCUUUACGUGACGGUUGAACCAUGCGUUAUGUGUGCCUCUGCCCUCAAACAGUAUCGCAUUCGCAGUGUGUACUAUGGCUGUGCCAAUGACCGAUUUGGAGGCACUGGCGGUGUUCUGUCUAUUCAUUCAGACCCCUCUAUCGACCCCACAUAUCCAGUGUAUGGUGGGUUAUUCGGCCAGGAAGCCGUCAUGCUACUUCGCCGGUUUUACAUUCAAGAAAACGAGAAAGCACCAAACCCUCGACCAAAGAAGAAUCGUGAACUGAACACCAAGUUUGAGAAUGAGGAAGAUCUGGCAUCGAUCUCAUAA